Molecule: messenger RNA, 1217 nt
Organism: Chrysemys picta bellii (western painted turtle)
Lineage: Eukaryota; Metazoa; Chordata; Testudines; Emydidae
Product: V-set and transmembrane domain-containing protein 1-like
Source: RefSeq, a predicted model, not a curated record
AAAACCAUCUGAUGGGAAGAAAGGGGCCGAGCGCAUCACGGGCUUCCUGGGGCUGCAGCCCCCGGCACAGUUCCUCAUUCCGCUCGCACUCGGGCCUCAGACUCGGUGGAGCUCAGCACCAGGGCGUUGGUGGCAGCGCUGAGGGGUCCCCACUUGCCCAUCAUGGCGUCUGCUCUCACCAUCCUCCUCCUCGGCUGCUGGCUGGCCAGGCAGAGUGGGGUGUCAGGAGAGAGAAAUUUUCCCAAGCCCUCCCUGUCUGUGAGCCCCCGGGGGGUGACUGAGCCGGGGGAAAACGUCACCUUCCGGUGUGUGGGGGAACAGCCAGGCAUGAGGUUUGUUCUGAGUAAAAACGGAGCCUAUAAAAAGAUUCAGGACCCUUCUGGGAGUGAGGCCGUAUUUCCCAUCCCCAGCGUGGGACCGGACGACAGCGGAAUCUACACCUGCCAGUAUCACACCAAAUCACAAACAGCUGACUGGUCAGAGCCCAGCGACCCCGUGGAGCUGGUGGUACCAGGUGGAUCGGAAUCGCCGGCACCUCCGGGUCUGACCAGCCCCAUCAUCGCCGGGGUGAGCGCGGCAGCCGCCGUCCUCCUCAUCCUCCUUGUGGCCUUCGUCUGCUUCAGAAUAACCCGAGCCAGAAAAGGAGCCGCACUGAGACCGAGCAGCACCAGCCCUAUGGGGGCAUUAAAGGCACUGGCUCAGCAAGACCCCGUCUAUGCCUCCAUUGAUGAAUGGAAAGAGACGCAGAACCUGCCCCAGGAGCCCGACCCCGGUGCCGACGGACUCACCUACGCAGAGCUGGACGGCCAGGCGUUGCAGGCCAAGCAGGGGGGCCUGGCCCCUGCCCCCGAGCCCACCCAGCCCAGAAUGUACGCCAUGAUCAACAUGAGCCGGGGGCCCCCGCAGUGAGAUUCCCCCACAGCCAUGGGGCGCUAGCCCCCAGGGGGGCGACACCCCCUUGCAGUGCCAAACCCAAAGAAUUCUGCUUAUAGGGAAGAUUUAUGGGGGACGCUGCCCUCCCCCCACUACAGCCCCAUCCCAUGGAGCUGCUGUCCCCCUGCCCCCCCAGACCCACAUGUGGGGACCAGUGUGGAGGACUCAGCACAGGAAGGGGGAGGAGAUGCACUGAAGUGGCUGUUUAUAUUAUUUUGCAUCCUGUUAAUCUCCAGAUUUGUAAUAAACACAGACCCACAAACCAGCCCAACCUGGGCACCCCA